GCGAGGAACAACUAUCCCUUUAAGAGCAAGUGGGACAUAGCGGUGCGAGGAAAGGAGAGGAGGGGGAGAAGAAAGAGGAAUUAAAAAAGAAAAGGAAGAAAGAGACAGGGAGGGAGGAGGGAGAGCGGGCGAUAAAAAAAGAAAGAUGACAUCCUCGCUGCUGAAGGGCCGAGGUGGAGCAGGAGGCUGCGGCCCGGCGAGAACGCCGCCCUCCGCGGUCACGGCUUGAAUUCUACAUCGAGGCUUCGACUAACACCCGAGUGGCCUAAUGGAAGAAAACGGAAAAAUAGAUCCCUAUAUUAAAAACAAAGCACGAGCUGCGUGUAAUAUAACACAUAUCUGCUUUUUGGCGUAAAAUAGUUUUAUUUAAUGUACAAUGUUUAAUGUUCAAUGCUAGAGUUUAACACUCAACAUUGCGCCGUUUUAGCUUUUCUAUGCAGUUUAGCGGUUUGUGUAUUUGAGUGACGUUACUGAGUAAUUAAAGACAGAAAAGAAAGCAAAGGGGAAGAAUCUGCUACCGGAGCUGGCCUGUGUGUGGUAGCUGCUGCGUACUUUCACGGACACAGCGUUAGGCUACCUCAAUGAGAACUACAGUUCAUUUUAACAUACGAUUUUAUUCAGGCUUUAGACGACAACCAGGAAGCCCUCUUGGCCGAACGGAAUAGUAUCCGCGUCUUGACCGUCGUCGUGCCCGUCAGCACGAUGCAAAGGCGGCUGUCCGAGAGCUCAAUUACAAACUGACUUCAUUAUCUCCAACGCUGUGACGCAAAAUGGAUGCUGCCUGGAGCAAUUUCCUCUUCCAGCAUAAUCCCACCCAAAACCAAGUGGAGGGGAGCCUCCAAUCAGAACUCAUGUCAGUGCAUACGAGUUCUCCCCAAUCCCCACCCACAGAGCACAUAGUACAGCCUCCUUCCACCGUGGACACUGCGGCUCUCAAUGAGGAGCCCAUAACUGUAAAGCAAGAGCCCCGACCAGCCCGCGUGCCCCACAUCUGUGCCAUCUGCAACAAGCAGUUCAAGAACAACUACAACCUACGGCGGCACCAGUCGGUCCACACUGGGGUACGCAUGAAGGACAGGGCCAGAGAGCAGGCGGAAGGGGAGAAGGAGGGAGCUGCCAGCCAGGUUGUCGUGGCAGUGUCGGCCCCAUCAGUAAUGGCGGUGGGGGUUGAAGGGAGUGCAGAGAGGACCACCAUACCCCUCUCCCUGCUACACCUCUCUGCACCUCCCACUCUCACCUCUCCCGGCAUGCUGGUGGGUGCACAGCAGCCCCCCCUGGGUAGUCAGGAUGGUGAAGGGGUCGCCAUUGCAAAUGUAAUGGCUGGUGUUAACCUCCAUGCUCUGCCUCCUGCUGCUGUCGUCAUGGCCACAGGGGCGACAGUACAGCGACCGUCAAAUCCUAACCCCAACCCAGUAAAGAAAAACCAUGCCUGUGAGACAUGUGGGAAGGCUUUCCGGGAUGUCUACCAUCUAAAUCGCCACCGCCUGUCACACUCGGACGAAAAGCCUUUCUCCUGUCCUAUCUGCCAGCAGCGUUUUAAGAGGAAGGAUCGAAUGAGCCACCACGUGCGGUCACACCAGGGCGGUGUGGAAAAACCCUACGUGUGCCCUCACUGCGGCAAAGCCUUCUCCAGGCCGGAUCAUCUCAACAGUCAUGUGCGACAGGUGCACUCCUCAGAGCGACCUUUCAAAUGCCCGACCUGUGAGUCCAGCUUUGCCACCAAGGAUCGUUUGCGCGCGCACAUGAUCCGCCAUGAAGAGAAGGUUCCCUGCCACAUCUGCGGAAAGCUCCUGUCCGCUGCUUACAUCACAGAUCACAUGAGGGUGCACAACCAGUCCCAGCAUCACGCCUGCCACCUCUGCAACCGAAGUAAGACACGAUGCUCCCCGAAAACUGAUCUACUGAUACUGUACAUAGACCUGAUAAAAUUCUUGUACCCUGGUCUGCUCAUGUAUAAACAUUGUAGAUCUAACCCAGAUGGGUCCGUCCAACAUUAGCACAAACCUUUUAACGGAUAAUGUGUUUGGGUGAGCACCAGAGUGGUCGGGUAAUCCUAGUUGCGCUGCAGGAGGCAUCAUAAUCUGAUAGCUCGUCACCAAGUUCUGACCUGUGUUAAUUCAGCACACACAUCAAUAUUCAUAUCCAUCAUCUUUAAAUCACCGUAAUUUCCGGACUAUAAGCCGCUACUUUUCUCACACGCUUUGAACCCUGCGGCAAAAAACAACAAUGCGGCAAAUUUAUGGAUUUUUACGGACUCAAGAAGUUCAUACCGCUAGCGAUCAAUGACUUUUCUGGUAGGCUACUGUGUGUUAUACUAGUAGUGUAUGUCUGUGUGUGCGUAUAUCGGCGUGGGGUGCGUGCGAGUGAGAGAACAGUAGCAAAAGUUGAGAGCAGUUUUUAGCCCUG
Molecule: messenger RNA, 2406 nt
Organism: Cynoglossus semilaevis (tongue sole)
Lineage: Eukaryota; Metazoa; Chordata; Actinopteri; Pleuronectiformes; Cynoglossidae
Gene: mazb
Product: MYC-associated zinc finger protein b (purine-binding transcription factor)
Exons: 7
Coding region: 771-1997 (408 amino acids)
Biological process (GO): regulation of transcription by RNA polymerase II
Cellular component (GO): nucleus
Molecular function (GO): DNA-binding transcription factor activity, RNA polymerase II-specific
Source: RefSeq, a predicted model, not a curated record